This is a messenger RNA of Opisthorchis viverrini, 1719 nucleotides long. RefSeq lists its product as hypothetical. The transcript has 11 exons. The record is from RefSeq and is a predicted model, not a curated record. Bases 1 to 1719 code for a protein of 572 amino acids. NCBI's taxonomy places the organism in Eukaryota, Metazoa, Platyhelminthes, Trematoda, Opisthorchiida, Opisthorchiidae. Gene Ontology annotation, molecular function: serine-type carboxypeptidase activity. Gene Ontology annotation, biological process: proteolysis.
AUGACGCUGAUACCCCUAUGGGUUUUGUUCGGGUCAUUUGUAGUUUUGAUGGCAGUGAAAAAUUAUGACAGAUUUGCCGGAAUUUCCACUUUAGCUCAAGAGGAUCUGGUCACAUACCUCCCUGGUAUAGCUAAGCAACCUGGGUUUCGGCAUUAUUCUGGAUAUUUGAGUGGCACAACCGAGAACACACAACAUCACUACUGGCUAGUUGAAGCGGAAGAAUUUCCUGAAAAAAAGCCUUUGAUACUCUGGUUGAAUGGUGGCCCUGGAUGCUCGUCAAUGUUAGGGCUUAUGACAGAAAACGGACCCUUUCGUGUACAACGAAACGGAUUGCUGGAUUACAAUCCAUAUUCAUGGAACAAGUUUGCCAAUGUACUGUAUUUGGAGUCUCCAGGAGGUGUCGGAUUUUCCUAUGUGAAGGACGGAAACAUGACUACGGACGACGAUGUGACGUCACUAACAAACUAUCACGCGAUGCUGAGUUUUAUGAAGAAGUUUCCAAAGUACAAAGGCCGUGACUUUUACAUUACGGGAGAAAGUUACGCCGGUGUCUACGUUCCAUUGUUGGCUGUACGUUUUCUGGAAAACAACUUCAAGGACCUGAGUCUGAAAGGCAUCGCUGUAGGAAAUGGUGUUCCCAAUAGAAUUUUUAAAGAAAACGCCAUGCUCUACUUUAAUUAUUACCACGGUUUGCUUGACCAGAGUACACCGUCUUUGAAGGAUUCUCGCAAGCAAGAAGUUUGUCAAUGUGUGUGUGUUGCCUCUGCUUAUGAUCCAACCAAACGUAGCUCUGACAUCAUCAAAGAAAAGACUUAUGGCUCCGUGAAUACCCUAUUGUGGCAAGCUAAAACCUCAGACAUUGCUGUGGUUGCCGAGGAUCUGAAUGCACACCUGAGCAGGUUUAGCGCAUCUGGGACUCAACAAGUAUUGAGUUGGACUAGAUGCGGUACUCUUUGGGAUGACCUACUCGCCAGCUGCUGUAUUGGUCAGUGUGCAAACAAAUGCAUGUUUACUGAAAACAAAUCUAUUCAGUGCAUGAAUGUGGUCGCUGCGGUAGUCAGUGCUACCGAUGGUCUGAACGUCUACAACAUUUAUGCCCCAUGUGAGGGCGGUGUUCAGUCUCCUAGUUGGAGAGUUUUCAACCCCGGCAGAUCAUUUCGCCCUGUCUCGGAGAGACAAUAUUUGUUCAACGAUAACAUCUUUCUGAAACAAACAAGGAAAAUGCAGCAGUUGAGCAGCCGGUUUGUAGCCUCCUGCAUUGAUGAUACAAAUCUUCUGGUUUACUUCAACAAUCCUAAGGUCAGACAAGCACUGCAUGUGGAUCUUAUUGAAGUGCCCUUCUGGGACACUUGCAAUCAAUUCGUGAUGGAUACUUACGGACAUAUACACAAGGCGUUACAACCGCAGUACUUGAAUAUCCUUGAAAACAAAGUUCGCACACUUCUAUACGUUGGAGAUGUUGAUGGUGACUGCACUUUUCUUGAACAUCUCUGGUUUGUUGAGGAUCUUGGGCUGAAGAUGCCAGAACCGUUGAAGCAAUGGCUUUAUUUUGAAAAUGAUGGGACGACGCAAGUUGGUGGCGUCCAGAAGGUUCUCUAUCAUAACGACACACCGUUAUGGUAUGUUACAGUUCGUGGGUCUGGACAUAUGGUGCCCCAUGACAAACCUGUUCAAGCUUUCCAUAUUCUUACUAGGUUCAUUCAGGGACUUCCUCUUUAA